Mycosarcoma maydis (corn smut) is the source of this 702-nucleotide messenger RNA. RefSeq lists its product as uncharacterized. The record is from RefSeq and is a predicted model, not a curated record. The transcript has a single exon. The coding region runs from base 1 to 702 and encodes 233 amino acids. Lineage: Eukaryota; Fungi; Basidiomycota; Ustilaginomycetes; Ustilaginales.
AUGGACACCUCGAUCAAGCCUCGUACCUCGCGCACACUGUUCGCAGUAUGCGCCCUGCUACUGAUUCUCGUCUGCCUACAUGACAAUGUCGGCUCCAUGCCUCUGCCGGCACGCGGUCCCGUGCGCGCUUCCGAUUCGAACCGGCGCACACCUUACAAAAACAUCUAUCGCUCCUUGGUGGAUCCGUUCGAGCUGUAUAGCAACCGCCCAUCCGUUCGCGCACCCGUCUUGGCGCCUCGUACCACCGACAAUCCAUCCUCUGCUGUAACCCGCAACUACGUGCACAUGCUUCGUACGAACCCGGCGUACAUUUCGCCCUCGGCAGGCGACGCCGUAGACAGCGUUCUAGCGCGUAUGCGCGCGCUCCUCGACCGCAGCCAUCCGGCACCCACCUUAGCCGAACAACGAAGCUUACUAGCCCUGUUCGACGAUGUGGCUCGACAAGCAACGUGGGAUCUGCAAAACCCGCUCCACCCGAACAACAUUGGCGCUCAGCAUGCGGUUCCAAUCGCACGCCUGAAAUCCAAGUACAAAGAGGUGAUCGAGCUGCUCGACGCCGAGGGCAGAUUGAGCAAGUUGACCAAUCACUUGAACGAUGCGGAUAGCGAUCGGUUCUUGAACGCGUUCGACCUGUUAAACACCGAGCACACACUCUUGGAGAUUGUGGGCGCGAACCAUGCUGCAAGAUUCCCAGGCCUAUAG